This is a messenger RNA of Aspergillus aculeatinus CBS 121060, 1360 nucleotides long. RefSeq lists its product as uncharacterized. Gene Ontology annotation, molecular function: acyltransferase activity, transferring groups other than amino-acyl groups. NCBI's taxonomy places the organism in Eukaryota, Fungi, Ascomycota, Eurotiomycetes, Eurotiales, Aspergillaceae. The record is from RefSeq and is a predicted model, not a curated record. The coding region runs from base 141 to 1331 and encodes 396 amino acids. The transcript has a single exon.
UUUACCGUCGCGUUUACAAUUGAGUGUGGAAACACGUCACCGGGUCAUUUGCCUUCGUACAUAUACCAAGCUCCGUCCGUUCCACGGUUCCUCUCCAUCCCAAGACAGGAAGCCUCCCCAUAAGUGAUUCUAAAGACACCAUGAUUGCUGCCGAUAACAACUACACCAACGGGGUUGCUCUCCCGCAGGGUGAUUCUCCGGACCUCGUGUUAGUCCCGGCGACUCCCGCGGAGAAGAUUGAAGCUCUGAAGCUGAACAGCAUCGCCUGGAAAGGCUGUCUGGACCUUGACACGUAUAUCGCCCGCGAGAGCCAUCUUCAUGCGCAGCAGUUGAUCAAGCAUGGUCUGACCAGCUGGAUUUUGGUCGAUAACAGAGAGCCUGAAGGAGAGAGAACCAUCCUAGGCUCAUGUGAAACGUACAAGAAGAAGGCCUGGCUGGCGCACGACGGCCGAGUGGAAGAUGCCUCAACGCACGGCAUAGGAAGUGUUUACUGCCGGCCUGAGUUCAGAGGCAAGGGAUAUGCGAAGAGAAUGAUGGAGGAACUCAGCAAGAAGGUCGACACCUGGAAUAUGGAGUCUGAAAGCAGGAAGAAGGCUCUCUUCAGCAUCCUCUUCUCCGACAUCGGGAAGAACUUCUAUGCUCAAUUCGGCUGGAAGCCAUUUUUGUCUUCUCAUUUCGCGCUCCCAGCAGUCGCUGAGGAGCAGUAUUCUUCGACCGGGGCUGAAGAUAUCCUUCCCAAGGUCAAGACGUUGACUGCAGAAGAUGUCCGAGACCGCAUGUGCAAUGAGCAAAUCCUGGAGAAAGAGCGCGAGUUCCUCCGAGUGGAAUCCCUGAAGACGCACACUCCUAAAAUAGCAAUUGCGCCGGACUAUGAUCAUUUCAAAUGGCAUUGGGCAAGGGAGGAGUUCUUCAUUAAGUCUCUCUUCCCCGAUAGAGAAGCCCCCGCAGUGAAAGGUGCCGGCGAAGAAGCAGCGCGCGUAUACUGUGCAUGGAACAGGAAUUUCGGUUCAGAGCCGGAGGAAAACACUCUGUAUAUUCUGCGGUGGGUGUAUGAGGAGCCGACGUCGCCCGAAGAGACACAGCGGACAAUCAAGGCCAUGGCUGCCAUAUUGAAACGCGCGCAACUCGAGGCACACCAGUGGAAUAUGAGCACGGUGGAAUUCUGGAAUCCGACACCCCUUUUGCAAAAGGCAGUGGCCAUGAUCGCGCCUAAUGCCGAGUUAGUUCACCGCCAGAAGGACAGUAUCGCAUCGUUGAGAUGGAGCGGCGCCGAGCAUGGAUUGGGCGAGACAGUGGAGUGGUGCCUGAAUGAGAAAUAUGCCUGGUGCUGAUUUGCUUUUGAUUUGCAUUUUCGGAGCCG